Messenger RNA from Pelmatolapia mariae (spotted tilapia), 2680 nucleotides. RefSeq names its product RING finger protein 150-like. The coding region runs from base 12 to 701 and encodes 229 amino acids. NCBI's taxonomy places the organism in Eukaryota, Metazoa, Chordata, Actinopteri, Cichliformes, Cichlidae. The transcript has 2 exons. The record is from RefSeq and is a predicted model, not a curated record.
GGAGGCUCGUGAUGGCCCCGGGCUCGCUGGUGGCGGCCUGCCGCAGCCUGGCCCUCUCUACGUGGCUGCUCUCCUUCUGCUUCGUCCACCUGCUGUGCCUGGACUUCACCGUGGCCGAGCGGGAGGAGUGGUACACCGCCUUCGUCAACAUCACCUACGUGGACCCGGCCACCUCGGAGCUGCGCACCGAGAAGACGGAGUGCGGGCGAUAUGGCGAGCACUCUCCGAAGCGGGACGCCAAGGGGGUUUUGGUCCUACCCGCAGCACCGCUCGACCGCCAGGCCUGCGACCCCAACACCCGCUUUGCGGUGCCCGCUCAGGCCGGGGCCUGGGUGGCGCUGAUAGCCCGGGGCAACUGCACCUACAAGGACAAGAUCCGCCACGCUGCAGCCCACAACGCCUCUGCGGUGGUCAUCUUUAAUGUGGGCUCCACCAACACUAACGACACCAUCACCAUGCUAGGUGCAAGCGAGGUCGUCGCCAUCAUGAUCCCGGAGCCAAAAGGCCGCGAGAUCGUAUCGCUGUUGGAACGAAAUGUGACGGUCACCAUGACGAUCACCAUCGGGACGAGGAACCUGCAGAAGUACGUGAGCAGGACGUCGGUGGUGUUCGUAUCGAUCUCCUUCAUCGUGGUGAUGAUCAUCUCCCUCGCCUGGCUCGUCUUCUGCUGCAUCAAGAGGUUCAGAUACGCCAACGCGUGAGACCGGAACCAGGUGCGAACACGGGUCUGCGUCUCCUGCUGUUCUGCUUAGUUUAUGAAGACAAUGAAGAUGAUGAUAAUGUGAGACACUUACUGACAUGUACAGAUGGAUUUUCUAAGUAUGCAUGGGUCAGGUGUCUUCAAACCAAGGAAGGAGCAUCUGUCGCAUCUGCUUUUCUCUUCUGAGUGAGGGCCGUGUACCUGUUAAACUUCAAACAGAUGAAGGCGAGGAGUUUAAUAAUAAACAUUUCCAUCAGGUGAUGGUCCGGUUUAAUAUCACAAUUUUAUGGAUUUAAAAGAAUUGUAAGUGAAUAAAAAAGAUGUAAGUGUGAAAACUUGUUUGUAAAACAGUUUUAUUCUAUAUUUACAUUUUCAUUUCAUCUUUUUUCAGUAUCAAUUUUUUUCACUUUCAAUACAAACCUGCUUAUAAAAGUCACAUUAUUACAAUAAUAUGUCAUUAAAAUCUGUAUAUUGAUUUAAUUUUGCUGUCAGACAGUUUAGUGAGUAGUAGCAAGGGUUGUGUGUGUUUAUUGUUUGUUACUGCCUGGAGUAAUCAAAGUACAGUUUGACUUUUCGUGCUGUAGCCUACAAAGAGCACCAUGUUGGGGUGUCACCUCUGAAUGAGCUGGUGUGGAGUUAGUCUCAGGUUUUGUGCUGGACUAUAUGCACCUUGUGUGUCUGGGGGUAACGCGCAACCUUAUUAAUCUUUGGGUAAAAGGACCCUGAACAUGCAGACAGUCUAUGCAAAUAACUGUGAUUUCAGCAUUCAUGCUUUCUUUCAGGCAAUGUUUACAAGGAAACCAAGGUCUCUCCUUGUAAUUAGCACGUGGAAAGCAACUGAAUUAAGACAAUGUUUGUUUUUACACAGGUCCUGUUGUUUUACUUAGUAAUGUACCAAGCCAAAUGUAUAGACACUUUAUACUUGUAUCUAUAUCUAAGUCUUGAUUUGUGUAAUGUAGAGGGAAAUUCUUAUUGUGACAAACAUUUUACAGGAUUGCCAAGUUGUCAAAGCACCGUGUCAGGUCUUUGAAAACUGUAAUUCAGCUUCCCGCUGGACUCAACGUGCCUUGGAACUUACUUUGUUUCAAUUCUGUCUAAACACACACAUACUACUUGACUUCUUUUUGCUUUCCCCCAGCAUGCUAUGAUUUGCAGUUGUUGAUUUUCUGGAUGGUGGAGGUGGAUCCAAAAUUAUUUGCAAUUGGUUUACAGGACUGGUGGAAGACUCUUGUUUCUGGCCAUCAGGGAGAGUCAGUAUCUAAGGCUGUGAAGGAUGGAGCUGCUCUAGAUACUGCACAACCACAACUACAGAAAAUUACAUUUCACUUGUGGCCUUAUGGAUAUUUUAGGAUUGUCUCUUAAGAAAAUGAUCAAGGUGUCAAAAUAAAUCUAUACUGUGGUUGUUAGGGUGAUUCUGAUAAAAGUUGUCAUUGUUGUGCUUUAAUUUGUGGACCUUGUUUUAAACUGAAUGAUCAAAGACAUUCUUUUGCCUGUUGAGUGGUGGGGAGGCUAUAGUGUUUACCUGCAGGCAUGUAAGGUUCUGGUAUCCUUAUAGUAAGGAAUGUUUACCUAACUUACUUACUCGCACAUGCAUAUAUACACACACAAACAGUGCUUUUAACAUUUUGAACACAUGUCAUGUGUUCAGGGCAGCACUAUAGUUUCUAAGGCUGAGCUGCAGAUGAACCUGUAACUUAUUUCCUGAUCGACAGUUUCAGAUUUGAUCUGAAGUCGUUCUUAAUGGACUGUUUUUGUUUUUAAAUGCAGAGAAAUUAGUGACGACCACAGCAAUGUGAUCAUGAUCAUGACCUACACUGUCUCAUUCUGGGAGAGUCAAUAUUUUAUCUUCUGAGUCUCAUCAUCAUCUUUGUGUUUCAAACUUCAUCUGUUUGCUUUUUACUUUCACUUAAUCCUUGAUUUCAGGCACUUAAUGAAAACAGGCUGGCAAAGCAUAUGUGCUCAAAAUAAAUAAUUAUGAAA